GCCCGGACAGGCUGUCUCAGACUGGGAGUGAGCUGUGUGCAGAGAGCAGUCACUCCCAGAGGGCGUUUCUCUGCACGCAUCGAGUCUCAGCAAAAACACAGAGCUGAAAUAAAGUUCCAGUAUAACUUACUCACUUCCUUGAAUGUUUAUACCUGUCUCUGCUCACCUGGUCCUCUCUCUUUCACUUUCUCUCCACUGCUGUAACUCCACCGGCCACCAAACAUGGGCAAACACUCCACCAACAUGAGGGUCAAGCUGCCCAUCUUCUGCUUGCUGCUGGAAGCCAUCACCAUUCUGCUUUUUGCCAUCUUUGUGAGAUAUAACGAUGAGACUGAUGCCAGCGAAUGGCACGACAGAAUGAAGAAGCACAACGAAUCCAACGCCGAUAACGAUUUCUAUUUCCGCUAUGCCAGUAAGUAUUGCCAACGGGCCAGGUCCCGUUCACCAUCACCUCUAAUGCCAGAGCUGAAACAGUUAAAAGGAUUUAGACGGGUAGUAUCAUUCCUCUGGAAUUUCUUAUUAAAAGGUGCCAGAUCUACUGUGUUUUCCUAAACACUUACUCGUACUGCUGGGCAGAGUAUGAAAAGGGCUGCCCUGCAGGAUGCAGAAUUCCAGUGCUGUACGAGGUACCUCCAUUCAUUAAAUUAUGGAGGAAGAUUGCGAUGCCCUGCAUAUUUCAGGAAAGCACUUUUCACGCCCUGCCCAUCCACAAGAAAAUGUCAGGAGACAUUGUACUGCGCUGCGGAAUUUGUUGGCGCUUUAUAAAUAAAUAACGAGUCUUGGAACAGAUGGUGAAUCUGGCAUAUCUGUUGGGAACAAGACCCCACAGAACUCUUCUUGACUGUUUACAUACUGGGCUGCCCUCCCUGUACAAACAGUAGUCCCAUUCUGACUGUGCCAGCCGAUUACUGCUCAGCCUGGCGCACUUGGCUGGCACAGUGGAAAUUUUCCUGAUUGUGUUUCACCCUCCUAUAAGAGUAGUCCAUUCUGCAAGCCCCAGACACAGAUAUUGAAUUGCCAUCUCUUGGGCACGGAUUCUGCAGUCACAUAAUCUCCCAUUGUAGAAAAGUAAAAAUAGUCUGAGCACAUUAAUAAUUACCUGUUAGUUUUACCGCUGGUUCCGGCUUCAGACUCUGUAAAUCAGUCACUAGCCGGAGAAAUGACACUUCUACAAACUGCAUCAUUAAACAGAAAACACAUGUUUAAUUGUUCAGUCUCGGAGGGAGGAGCUGAGUGCUAGGUAUCAGCUGUGUAUAGGAAGGUAUUGAUUCAUUUCUUUAUAUGUAUAUAUGGAGAUAUUCUCUGAGUCAGGGAUUGUGGGGAAUUGCAAAUUGUAAGACGAAAUAGUCAAAUUGGACCAAUUCUCCAAAUCGGUUGUUUAAUUUUACAUUCCUUUGUCAAUGAUCCAAAUGCCUUGUUUUAGUGAAUUAACCUUAGUCUAUGUACUAUAUGUACUAGACUUGUGCACAAACCUUUCUCAGCUGUUUCACACAAAUCAAAUUUGCUUUUUAAUCUAUGCUUGACCAAAUCGAUCCACCCAGGAUUUAAUGCAUAAUAUUCCAAAGGUAAGUCCUGGACGGGUCGAAUGUAAAAUAAAAGGAAUUUGAUUCGAUCGUACCAGCUGAAACGAUUUUGUUCACAAGUGUAAUAGGUACAGCGUUAGAGAAUUUCUUUUAUCCGUCUAUACAUUGGCUGCAGAAUGGGUGGGCUAUAUAUGUUUAAAUCCAAUUCUAAACUACUUACCUGGUAUCAGAGAGCAGAUCGGGUAAACGUUAAAGGAAGGGUUAAUAUGAACUGGGACAUGUUUUAAACUGCGGUCUUUAGACUACCAGUCAGUCAUCAUCUAAUUAGUGUGGUUUAUGGUUUUGUUUAAUUAAGUUUGAAAAGGAUAGUGAAGACAUUGUUUUCUCCUAAUUCCAUUAACAUCUAUAUAUAUAUAUAUAUAUUUUUUUCUCUGUCGCGAUUAUUCUCUAAUCUUCAAAUUGCACUGAAUGUCAAACUUUAGACAAAAAUAUUAAACCUGUAACUAAACCGAACUGAGAAACCUUCUCCUAAAAUUUGCCAUGUAGAUGUUAAUUUAGUGCAAGCUGGAAUCGAGUGAAUAACCUUUUAUAAAACUAGAACUGCGGUCUCAGCAGAUUGGAGUGCAAGCUCCUGUGAACACAGCCUGUCUGGGGUCUGCUCUGUGAAUAGACAGCAGCCAGGAGUGAGAGUGGUCUUGGAUCAAUUAACAGGUUACCCUGACCCAGGAUCACUCUCACUGGUAGGUCAAGCAGCGGAGAGGGGGAAGGUGUCAAAGAAGACUUACACAAUUCAAUAAAUAUACACGGCUAAUCAAACACAGCAUAAAAUAAAAGUCCCCUAAUUUGUUUAAAAAUGUUAAAAAAAAACAUGCUGAUUUUAGUUAUCAAAUAUUGAACAUUUGGGAGAAAUAACACUCCUAGUGUACCACUAAUAGGACUGCCAGAUUCAUCCUGUAUCCCUGCACAAACAUACAUAAUAUUUUAAUGAGGAGUACCCAGAACUUUCCUCUCUGCAGAUACUGCAGGUAGAUAAUAAAGCGAUUCAUUGUUGAGACAUCUUGCAGAGUAUGACUACUAUAUACUCCAGGGCAGCACUCUUCAUGUACUGCCCACAUUAUAUAUAUAUAUAUAUAUAUAUAUAUAUAUAUAUACACACACUGCAUAUGUACAUUCAAAAUGUGCUCAAGCAAGCUUUGUGGGUUUGGCAACCCUAACCAUCACUAAAAGCAGAUAAACUAUGUAAAAUAAUGAAUUUAAUGCCUCCCUUCUGCAGCAUAGGAAUUCUACAUACUAAAGGGAUGGGCAGUAUGUUUUCUGGACUGACCUAUCAGCACGAAGUAAAAUGUGAUAUGUGUCCUCAACUCAUAGCGGCUAAGGCAAUCCUAACCUGUCGGGCGGUUUUUUAAAUCGCACAAUUCCAUUUUAUUUAUUUAGGAGCAUUUUAUUUAUUUUUUCCCCUACCACACUGUUGGAGAGAACAUUCUACUUGUUUAUCUCUUUCUAUUUACUUUUAUGAUGUUUUGUUGUAGGGAUAAUCUCCGAGCAUCCCAAACAUCACAGGAAGAUUUUAGAAUGUUAAAAAUGAGCUGUAAUUGGUAUUUUUGCCAUGUCAACCUAGAAAGCUAUAGGUUCCACAAACUGUCCGAGACCCAAGUCCCACCAUUCCAGGUCAUAUCUCCAGUGCCCUGCAGAAGUACAGGACAAUUUACCUAACUAGCCACAUGGGUCUGGCCCAGCGCAGGCACCCAGGGGUACCCAGUCUCCCGGCAAGACUGCAAUAAACCAACGCUGCCCCAGCGUGUUGCAAGCCGGCCAGCUGUGCACCUGUCGAGAUUCCUUAGAAUCCACCUAUGGCUGGAAGUGAUAUUAGAAGAUGAAAUAUUUGAACUGUUUACGAGAGGCGGUACAGAGGGCUUGUGUCAGACUAUUAUGAUUAUAAACGACUUUCACGUGAUGCUGACAGCACAAACGGAGAAGUGAUUUAUUUAUUUAUUUAGCCGUUUUCUAUUUGACUCAGCUGUCGUAGAGACACAGUCACAGCAGUGAAAGGGUUAACGAUGUAAGAAAAGACGGAUUAGCAUCAUGAGAAUAAGCAGUGACAACGUUGGGGAUGGCCGCUUUUAGAAUUAUUUACUAAAGCUUGAAUCGCGGCAAACUGAAAUAUGAAGAGAAAAACAUAGACAAAAAUAGCUGAUAUGGAAAAAUUCUCCAAUCCAGCCAGCGUUCGUCACGGCUCGACUAUUCUAGCCUUAAUUCAGAUAUCAAUUUAUGAAUUCUACAUACUAAAGGGAUGGGCAGUAUGUUUUCUGGACUGACCUAUCAGCACGAAGUAAAAUGUGAUAUGUGUCCUCAACUCAUAGCGGCUAAGGCAAUCCUAACCUGUCGGGCGGUUUUUUAAAUCGCACAAUUCCAUUUUAUUUAUUUAGGAGCAUUUUAUUUAUUUUUUCCCCUACCACACUGUUGGAGAGAACAUUCUACUUGUUUAUCUCUUUCUAUUUACUUUUAUGAUGUUUUGUUGUAGGGAUAAUCUCCGAGCAUCCCAAACAUCACAGGAAGAUUUUAGAAUGUUAAAAAUGAGCUGUAAUUGGUAUUUUUGCCAUGUCAACCUAGAAAGCUAUAGGUUCCACAAACUGUCCGAGACCCAAGUCCCACCAUUCCAGGUCAUAUCUCCAGUGCCCUGCAGAAGUACAGGACAAUUUACCUAACUAGCCACAUGGGUCUGGCCCAGCGCAGGCACCCAGGGGUACCCAGUCUCCCGGCAAGACUGCAAUAAACCAACGCUGCCCCAGCGUGUUGCAAGACGGCCAGCUGUGCACCUGUCGGGAUUCCUUAGAAUCCACCUAUGGCUGGAAGUGAUAUUAGAAGAUGAAAUAUUUGACCUGUUUACGAGAGGCGGUACAGAGGGCUUGUGUCAGACUAUUAUGAUUAUAAACGACUUUCACGUGAUGCUGACAGCACAAACGGAGAAGUGAUUUAUUUAUUUAUUUAGCCGUUUUCUAUUUGACUCAGCUGUCGUAGAGACACAGUCACAGCAGUGAAAGGGUUAACGAUGUAAGAAAAGACGGAUUAGCAUCAUGAGAAUAAGCAGUGACAACGUUGGGGAUGGCCGCUUUUAGAAUUAUUUACUAAAGCUUGAAUCGCGGCAAACUGAAAUAUGAAGAGAAAAACAUAGACAAAAAUAGCUGAUAUGGAAAAAUUCUCCAAUCCAGCCAGCGUUCGUCACGGCUCGACUAUUCUAGCCUUAAUUCAGAUAUCAAUUUAUUACAGAUUGGGGUUUAGUAAAUAACUGUUAUUAUUGCUGGGGAACCAAACUGAAUUCAAAUUGUAUUUAACAUUUAGGCCAAAAAUAGCCCUGACUGAAAAUAAAGCUGAAUUGGAUAUUUUUUUUUUGGAGGGGAGAUUUUGGCUGCUAUUACCUAAAAUGUAAUUUUCAAUCUCUGAAAAUUUACAUUUUGGUGAAUGACCCUGUCAGUCUAUACCUCAAACAUGUAAUUAUUAUGUCAAGUGCAAAAUUGGGUCUGACAGGUGCUUUCCCACUGCUACUUAACCUUCUGUGAAGUAUGGCAGCUGUAGCCCAGGGCUGGCUUACUUUAGUGGCUGUGGCCAUCCGAAAAGAGCCGUAGAGCUAAUGUUUAUCCAAUUCAAGUAUUAUGGGAGAUUCCAGCCGGGGUGGGAAGCUACAGAUUUCCCAUCUCAGUGUGUCAAUAUAGGUUGGCUGAGAGUAAGAGGAUUUGUAGUCCAGUAACAUCCAGUUCUAGAAUUUGGCAAUCACUCAUUUAGAACCAUUUAGAUUAAUAUAAUUGAUGAAAGUUGCAAUCCAGUAUUAUGGAUGGUUCUGGUCUGCCUUUUCCUGUAUUAAACCGGGUUGUGGCUGAGGAUGAUGAGAGAAAUAGAGUAUUGUAUUGUGAAGUCACCUGUGUUUACUCUCCAGUCAGCUGGAGCUGGAACCUCAGUCUGCAGAAUUCAAUAAAUAUUCAGGCUGUGGUUUUAGGAGUUUAAACCCAAACUGAGGGGCUCUUUAUACACAGAACCAUGCAUAUUCAUAUAUACACCACUCAAAAAAAAUAAAGGGAACACAAAAACAACACAUCCUAGAUCUGAAUGAAUUAAAUAUUCUUCUGAAAUAAUUUGUUAUUUACAUAGUUGAAUGUGCUGACAACAAAAUCACACAAAAAUAAAAAAAAAUGGAAAUCACAUUAUUCAACCCAUGGAGGUCUGGAUUUGGAGUCACACUCAAAAUUAAAGUGGAAAAACACACUACAGGCUGAUCCAACUUUGAUGUAAUGUCCUUAAAACAAGUCAAAAUGAGGCUCAGUUGUGUGUGUGGCCUCCACGUGCCUGUAUGACCUCCCUACAACACCUGUGCAUGCUCCAGAUGGUCUCCUGAGAGAUCUCCUCCCAGACCUGGACUACAGCAUCUGCCAACUCCUGGACAGUCUGUGGUGCAACGUGACGUUGGUGGAUCGAGCGAGACAUGAUGUCCCAGAUGUGCUAAAUUGGAUUCAGGUCUGGGGAACAGGCGGGCCAGUCCAUAGCAUCAAUGCCUUCGUCUUGCAGGAACUGCUGACACACUCCAGCCACAUGAGGUCUAGCAUUGUCUUGUGUUAGGAGGAACCCAGGGCCAACCACACCAGCAUAUGGUCUCACAAGGGAUCUGAGGAUCUCAUCUCGGUACAUAAUGGCAGUCAGGCUACCUCUGGCGAGCACAUAGAGGGCUGUACGGCCCCCCAAAGAAAUGCCACCCCACACCAUUACUGACCCACUGCCAAACUGGUCAUGCUGGAGGAUAUUGCAGGCAGCAGAAUGUUCUCCACGGCGUCUCCAGACUCUGUCACGUCUGUGACAUGUGCUCAGUGUGAACCUGCUUUCAUCUGUGAAGAGCACAGGGUGCCAGUGGCGAAUUUGCCAAUCUUGGUGUUCUCUGGCAAAUGCCAAACGUCCUGCACGGUGUUGGGCUGUAAGCACAACCCCUACCUGUGGACAUCAGGCCCUCAUACCACCCUCAUGGAGUCUGUUUCUGACCGUAUGAGCAGACACAUGCACAUUUGUGGCCUGCUGGAGGUCAUUUUGCAGGGCUCUGGCAGUGCUCCUCCUGUUCCUCCUUGCACAAAGGCGGAGGUAGCGGUCCUGCUGCUGGGUUGCUGCCCUCCUGCGGCCUCCUCCACGUCUCCUGAUGUACUGACCUGUCUCCUGGUAGAGCCUCCAUGCUCUGGACACUACGCUGACAGACACAGCAAACCUUCUUGCCACAGCUAGCAUUGAUGUGCCAUCCUGGAUGAGCUGCACUACCUGAGCCACUUGUGUGGGUUGUAGACUCCGUCUCAUGCUACCACUAGAGUGACCAAAACAUCAGCCAGGAAGCAUAGGAACUGAGAAGUGGUCUGUGGUCACCACCUGCAGAACCACUCCUUUAUUGGGGGUGUCUUGCUAAUUGCCUAUAAUUUCCACCUGUUGUCUAUCCCAUUUGCACAAGAGCAUGCAAAAUUGAUUGUCACUCAGUGUUGCUUCCUAAGUGGACAGUUUGAUUUCACAGAAGUGUGAUUGACUUGGAGUUACAUUGUGUUGUUUAAGUGUUCCCUUUAUUUUUUUGGCAGUGUAUAUUAGCUAUUUUUUCCUUUGUAUCAAGUUUCUGCUAAUAUUACCACUAGGGUUGAAGGUACACUCCGAGCACCAUAAUCACUAGGGCUAAUUAAGCGCACCCCAUUGAAAAUAGUCAAACAUUUUAGAGAGGUUUGACUUCUUCCCUGGGGUCACCUGGGCGCUGCUCCCCACCUCUACCACUGACAACUGACUGAAGGGCUCUCUGUCUGAGCUACUGCCUGCAGUGCAGGGCGCAGCUCAUUGGCUGAGAGCAAUAAGAUGAUAUUCAGAUCUCCGCCAUCAGCAGUGAAGGCAGUGAAUGCUGCCCAGUGGACCCCAGGUAAGACGUCAAAACGUCUUAACACGGUUUGACUUAUUAGAAAUGAAGGGGGAGCGACAGGGCGCAUCUGGUACCAUAACCACUAGUUGGAGUAGUCCUUUAAGGUCCGCAUCAGAGAUAGAGGAUACAUAUGGCAAAACUGGUACAAAAAUACAAUAAACGUUUAGCUAAGAAAUAGCAAUUCACACCAGUAAAUCAUGAAAAAUAAAAAGCAAUUUGACAAUAUUCUAUAAAAACCUUGCAGCCACCCCAGACAGUAAUUACGUGAAAAAGAAAAUCAAAAUAAAAUGACUUCCAAUUCCUCAUCUGAGUCAUUAAACUGUGCACUUUUCUUCAUUUUAUUGAAAUAUGUAUGGAGUAUAUUUAUUGCACCACUUAUAAUAAUUUUAUUUUUAUUGUUAUGUAUGCAUUUCUGCAUUCAUUAGAGGGCUGUCUACACUAGUUUGGGAGAUCCGUUCACUCCUGUGGACUUGAACUUUUCGCCUCAGUACGAUGGGAGUUGCAGUUCAGAGCAUAUCUAGCGUCUCGUUUAUAUGCAAUGUUUCAGUUUGUUGAUGUAUUGAGCCUCCCAGCAGCUCACUCUGGUCCACAGCUCAUGCAGAACGGGACACCCAUGACACUCAGGCAGCUAACAUUCUGUUAUUUAUUUAUAAAAUCAGAAAGUAAAAUAUAUAUGUGUAUUUCGUCACUCUGUUUACCAGUGGCGGCUGGUGAAUUGAAAGUUGAUGGGACACUGCCCUCCCUGAGUUUCUGGGCUUUACCUGUUUAACCCCAUUAGAUGCCAUGCCUUGUUUAAAAGCAGCUGCAUCGCCAAUCAAUAAAGAGGAAAAAGUGCAUUGCCGAUACAAUCAUGACCGACACAUGUAUUUUCUAACACACACCUAUCAGUAGGCCUUACAAUGCCAAUAGAUUUGACCUCUUGGAUGAAGGACUAUCUAGGAAUUUUCCCAGCUGCCCUAAUGUUACACUGCAUUUGUCACAUUUAUCUUGGUAUUGCUAAUUUGUAAUAUAUUCUAAUAUUUCUCUAGUAACUGAGUUUCUCAAUAUUUCUACGAGGCCUUGAGAACAUCUGCAGGCAAUGUUUUAUGCCAACUGAUAACAUCUGUGAGAGAAUGACUCAGGCUAGCGCUCAGUAUAUUCCCAGACAAGAACAGGUAAAACCAGAUUGCUGAAAAAAUGGCUCGAAGUACAAAGGGACUGAGUAACAACAACAAAUUCAACAUUUAAAUGUUAUUGUAAAGGCAUUUCCGGGUUUGGUCACAAUAUGACUAAUGCACUUUCUCUAACCGUGAGUGAACCAUUUUUCUCCAAGAAAAUAAUUCUAUUUAAUACAAUUACUAAGAUUAAUCCAUUUUAAUAGCGUCCCAAAUUUCUUCUUUAAACUCCGUGCCUCCCUGAUUUCUAAUGGCUAAGGAGGGACACUCUCACUUCAAGAGCAGAAUCUUGGGGUACAGCAUUGCCAAUGCAUUUAGGGCGACUUUGCAUUGAUAGAGGGUUAUACACCAGAAAGGUUUGUAUUGUACUUGGUGCUAUUCACAAUAAUAUAGCGUCACUGGUGGACCUAGGACAUCCCAGUUUGUGUUUUAGAGUCUUUCCUUAUGCUUAUGGCUAUCACCGGAAGAAAACAGUGGUAGCUUAUCCUGUCAUGGCAGCAAUGGGACAAUUCUGGACUUUAACCAUUGAGGCAGUAGAGUAGCAUUCUCUUACAAUUUUUCAGUGAGUGUUUGUGAAGCUGGUGGUAGGUGGCAUAGUAUGGCUCUGUAUGUUUGUAUGUAGUUGAUAGAGUGUAUUUUGAGUGUUUGGGUAGGUGUGGCAGUUGUGAGCGAGUAUAAGGGCAGGUAAGGUAAUUCUCUGGGUGCGGUAGUUGGUAAAUUGUAUUUUGUGUAUAAAGGUAAGUGGGGUAGUUGUGAUAGUGUAUAAGGGUAGGUAGGGUAAAUCUCAUUGUGUAUUUUGUGUAUUUAGUUAAAUGUGGUAGUUGGAAUGUGUAUUUUUUUGUAUAAAGGUAGGUGGAGUAGUUGUGAGCGUGUAUAAGGGUAGGUAGGGUAAUUGUCUGGCUGGGGUAGUAGGUAAAGUGUGAAUAUGUUUUUUUUUAAUGUAUGUAUGUAGGUAGGUGGUGUAGUUGUGAGCGUGUAUAAGGGUAGGUAGGCUAAUUCUCAGAGUGUAUUUUGUGCAUAUGGGUGUGUGUUGUAGUUGGUAAAGUGUAUUGUGUGUAUAAAUGUAGCUGAGGUAGUUGUCAAUUUAUAAGGGUCAGAAGGGUAAGUCUCAGUUAUUUUGUGUAUAUGGGUAGGCAGUGUAGCUACCAGACUGUAAUUUGGGUAUAUGGGUAAGUCGGGUUCUUGCAGAGGGUAUUUUUUUGUAAAUGGGUAGGCAGGGUAGUUGUCAGUGUAUUUUGUGUAUGUGGAUAAGAGAGGUAGUUGGAAGAGUGCAUUUUGUUUACAUGGGUAGGUGGGGUAAAUUGGUAAGGGGGGUAGUUGGCAGAGUUUAUUUCGGUAAGCGGGGUAGUUGGCAGAGUGUAUUAUUUGUGUGUAUUUUUGCACAUUAGAAGCUGAGAGAGAGUGAGUAGGGACUGUGCCCCCACAGGUUGGAAACCACCGUCUAGCCCCUUACUUCUGUACCCAGUAGAUACCACCUUCCCAGAUAAUAUCUGCAGUUCAUCUGUCUCCAAAUGGUAAAUUAUUUAGAAGUCAGAAGCUUUUAUGUAGAGAUGUCUUCAUACAACACAUACUUCAGGGCCGCACUAAUAGAUGGAAGGAUUCCCUGGGCAGUUAUUGCAUAUAUUUGGACCAUGGACCUUUUUAAUGUUAAGGCCACUACUUAAGUAAGGGAGGAGGCUAGUGAAGGUUCCUGCAUUUGUAAAGGAGGAGACUGGUGAGGGUUCCUGGAAUGUCAAGAGGGGCAGAACGGAAGUAAAGCCUUAACUUAAUUACCUUAUCAUACAUCAGGCGUCGUGGACUUCAUGUCUUCUUGUCCUUUCCUCAGUCACCAAGCUCAGUGCACAUUAGCCAGUUGUUGUCACAUGACCAAGAGAGCCCACAAACUAACUGGUUGCUCUUUGUUCACCAUCAACACACUCCAUGAGGACAUUGUGGUCCAAAGUGAAAUUGGACACAAGCAGUCGCAAGAAAAUAACAAAUAAAAUUCUAAUGUGGGAUUCAGGGGUAAUAUGCAUAAUACACUCAUAUUUUAGUCCAGGGCUUUACUGAUCAAGAUUCGGGGCUCCAGCCUUUGCAGCCCAGCCCAACAAUGCCACUGUCAUCCUUAUUAACACCGUUAUGAGUUUCAAGCUCUCUUAAAAAAACAAAGAAAGGAAUGCCUGGACUACAUUCUUUCCAAAAGCCUUGUGUGAUGAGGGGUUAAUUGUAGAAGGUAAUUCUCUUUCCCCUUUUUCCAGGUUAGCUGACUUGGAGAAUUUUACCAAUUCAGCAGUUUAGGCCUUAAUUUUCAUGAUGAGAAGCAAUUUUCUGAUCCUACGUCCAAUUAAGCCGUCUACCUCCGUACAUGCUAGAGUUCCAAGUCAGACUGCACUCUGUCUCCUAGAGUCCCCCCACCCCCUGUGAGUCUGCUUUCAACACAUAAUACAAUCUAACAUCUUUGGGAGCAAUGGGAACACCAGUUCACAUGAAGACCAAUGUAUUUAUUCUCUUUACAUUGUCAGGUUUCCAACAAUUCUGAUUGGUCAGAAACACAAUGAACCUAGUGGGUUACCUGCAGUUCUCGUAACCCAUUCUGUCUACAUAAAGGCAGGACGUCUUGGAGGAGUAAAUGGAUCUAAACCACUCUCCCUAGUUGUAUCAUGCAUUAGUCAUGGAGGCUUUACUGAUCAUUUAAAGAGUUUGAGGAAAAGCCAAUAGCUAAAUAACAUUUCCACUUUCCAAACGUCCUAAUUUGUUAAACGAAAGAGAAAAGUUUAAUGUCCUCACGUUGCUACAAACAAUUAUAAAGGAAUCAUAUUUACUAAAUUAUCCCUAAAAAAUCUAUGCAUUUGAUUUAAUUGUAUAAUCUCCAGAGGUUGACUUGACAAAGUAUCUAUCUGAUUGAACAUUGCAAGAAUUGACGGAAUCUGCCUCACUGGGAACUUGGUCUAUUUGCCUCGCAGGCUCUGGGUGAGGCAGGUAAUCACCUAGUCUCCAGGGCAGCUAAUUAAUCUUAGGAUGGGGUGGAGUGACAGAUAGCUAUGAGAACUCCCAUCCUGGCCUUAAAUAACACAGAAGCCCAGAAUCAACCCCUGUAUCAGUGGUAGGUAACCUUCAGCACUGCAGAUGUUGUGGACUAAAUUUCCCAUAAUACUCUACAGCCAUAAUCCUGGAAAUUCAUUAGGGGAGAUGUAGUCUACAACAUCUGGAGUGAGGAAAGCUGCCCACCCCUGCCCUAUGUGCUUGCCAAUUCAAGACUUGAAACCACAGACUGUUCCUGUUCUGGUUGCCAUUGUAAUUGCAUGCAUUUCAUCUCUGCCUGCCAUAUUGUGUGUGUCCUACCUGUGCUCAUGACAUAACUGGCACCAGAGGCACAGCUGGACUGCAUGGGCAUUAAAUGAUGCCAUGGACCUGCAUAAUUGCAUUCAUAUUAUAGGUCACUGGAAAUUAGCUUGUCGCAAUCAAUGGCAAUCAAGUCUUUCUGUUCAGAAAUGGCAGAUGCUCAUAUUAAUGUGAUAUAAUCACAAAGUACCAUCUAACCUUAAAACAAACCUUUAUAUCAUUUACGACUUUUACUGUAUAAAGAAAAAGUGUUUUGUACUAAUAUUGACCCUGAUUAAUCAUGUAUUUGGUAAAGGUUGGCACUGACGAGCCAAUCUGGAAAGACUGUCCUACAGAAUAUGGUCUGUUGCCUUUGCAGGCAGCCUAUGUCCCAAUAUCUUUUUUUUAUACAUAUCUGCCGAAACAUUCCGCACAUUCAUGGUUCAUGAUUUGUACACAAAUAUUUUGUGGUAGUGAAACUGUCAGAAAAGGAAUUGAUGUAAAGCCAUGCCAACCUGAAAAUUGAUUAUGUCUCCAGCAAAAUGGCCGCCCCAAUGAUAUCCUCUCAUAUCACAAAGCGGCCAUAUUUGUACUAUUACCUAAUUCCACGCUGGUAAUGUACCAGAAAGUAUUUAUUAUAACUAUACAUGCACUAGUUAUUUGGCCUGCACAACGCAUAUAUAAAAUUACAAGCACGUUGGCAAGAUGCCAUUUUAUAAACAAACUAAAUUAUACAUGCAAUUACACACGAUAAAAUCUAAACUGAUUUGAUGCAUGUUCUCAAGUUCUCCAGACUUUACCAGAAUGGGUCAUUAAGAACUAUUUGUUUUGCUAGCCUAUUGAAGCAGAAAAUCUAUUCAAUUAACUAGUCCAUACACCUCAUCAUAAAACAAUCUAGUAUAUUAACAUCCAAAGAACGUCUGACCUUGUGAUCUGGGCUUGAGAACGCAUGGGAGCAAAUUUUCCACUGACUGUAACCCUAACAGAGUUUGUUAUUAGUUCCAUCCUGGUUAGUUUACGCUUCGAGAAUUUUUAUGUUUGCCAAACCAACUAGAAUCAGCAAACGAUGUAUUUUAUUAUGUUUAUCCUCGGUGGAAUCCUCAGUGGAAUUUAACGCCUUCGCUACUGAGUGCAUAUUUUUUAAACGUGGUUUCCAUUUCUAGAACAUAAGACUUAUAGUCAGUAGUUUUGUGUCUAUAAUAUCGGUGUCCAUUGCUACCUAAAAAUAAAAUGAUGUAAAUGUAGACUGGCUCACCACCAGCUACGUUCCCCAAUGUAUGUGUGGACAAUCAAUCAUCUAUCUCAGGAACUUCUUAAGGACCGGAGUCAGGCAAAUUCCUUCUGUUAUCAGGAAAUGCGUAGCAUAUCGUUGGUAUUUAAAUCGGUUAAGUAUAAAUUUGAUGUGUCGGGUAAAAUUAAAGCAAGCACAUUUCACCGUCUUCCGAGUUGAGUACCACAGAUGUCCACAAUAUGCUAUACUUGUACAGUUUGAUUAUUGUAUCUUAUGAAAACUGUCAAUGAGUAUCAAGUACAAACUUUUCUUAUUUUCUUAAGGCUUCCAAGAUGUCCACACGAUGAUCUUCAUUGGUUUCGGAUUUUUGAUGACCUUCCUAAAGUGUUAUGGUUUCAGCAGUGUGGCCUUCAACUUUCUGAUUGCAGCCUUCGGCCUUCAGUGGUCUACUCUCAUUCAGGGCUUUUUUCAUGGCUUCCACGAUGGGAAAAUUCAUAUUGGUAUCGAAAGGUGAAUAUCUAAAUUAACAAGCAACCACCUCUAAAAUUAUGUUGUAUAAGCUGAGCUCAGACUAACUUAGGAUCUCUUGCUAAAAGACAAAUGUGUGUCAUUGAGAAGUAUAUGGCAGAUAUGUUAAAUCCUUUACAUUUUCCUGGAAAAUGGGUACUGAGUGUUUAUUUGGGCUAGAACUCCAUUAAUUGUCUGCCUGUAGUAGAAUGGUAGAAAACUUUUAGAGUCGUGUUCCAAAUAUGCAGCUCUACUCUUGUUUAAAGGUCUGUCCAAGUUCUAAAUUAAAACACAAUGUUCUAAUAGUGGAAGGUGAGAGCCACAGGUAUUCAGUCUAAUAUUCUAAAUUUAACCAUGUGUUCCUCUGAAUUGUCUUUUAAAAAACUAUUUGUUCGGUCGCACCGAAUUUUAUCCAUGGGGAGUUUAAGUUCGAGUAAAAGUCCCAUUCAAAACUUUUGUGGAAAAAUUAUUUGAUCAAAUCAGAUUCGUGCGAAAAAUGUGCCAAUUUUAGUUUACAGACAGUACUCCAAAUCUUGAAAUAGCUCGUUCAUUGUCUGUUUCAAUUGUUUUGUAAUUUUGCCAUUUAGCAAUUUGGAGUUGAGCAAUUUAUAUGAAUCACCAAAAUUCGAACAAGAUGAAACUGAAUACACAAAUCUACCAUGUGGCAUUUGUACUUGACAAAGAAAUAAAUAUAUGAAAAGCAGGAAAAAAAAUAAAAUAAAUAAAAACCUUAAAGGGACACUGGGCAACAGCGCAACAUCAAUGUUUGAUUUAGUACAUUUUGGUAGAUUUUUUUUUUUCCUCAUAUUUAAAAUUUAAAAUUUAGUGAAAAAAAAGCCUACGUACAAAAAAAAAACUUUUGUAGGUUUUGGCAGCAUAGUUGUCUUGUCACACCCCUUUUUACAGAACGGCCAAUCUAUACUGUCUUCUUAUUACCUAUCCCCUUUUUCAUUAGCAAUGUAAAGCACAGUGAUUGGUUGAGGGGUGGAGACAUAUCAGCAGCUCAGCUCAUACUGAUCUCUUAUUGGCUAAGCUGCAUACAUCCACUCCUUUCAAUAAUGAAGACUUUAUAUAAAAAGGUGGCGUGGAUUAGGGGCCCAGAGUUAGGUCGAAAAGGAGAAAACAUUUGAGUACUUUAGCAAAAGUAAAAAGAAUAUGAGUCCAAACUCUAUCAAAUGCACUUAAAGAAAACUUGUCUUUUUACAAUUAUUUGUAACAUUGAAAUAUUUCAUUAUUUAAUUACAUUUUCAGCCUCUCCAUUACCCAUUCCAGUGGUGAGAUGGUGUCCUGAUCGAACCUGAAUGUAAUAGAUAAUAUGUGGGGUAAAAUCUGACCGCCAUUUUGGAGUCAGGAACGUUUUUUCCCAAUUUGCUGCACAAGUGGAAAUCACUAUCACUUCAAAUUAUGUUUUUCACCUUCAUUUUAAUCAGCUGAAUAAAAAUUAUAACGAGAAUGCUGUCUAGACAACAGUGUAUGGACUUGGUUCCGCCAAAACCAAAGACAAAAUCAGAAUGUCCAGCACAAGACUUCCAUUUAGCUGAUCAUUUAAUAAGGUAGCAAAUGGAAAGGUGACAUUUCAUCCAAACAAGGCCUUUACCAAACCUCAUAAGGCCUUGUGUGGCAGAAACAUCGCCUUUCAGUUUGGCCCCUUAAUAAAAUAAUCAUGGAACUGGUUUGUGUUGGACAUUGUGGCUUUUUUUUUUUUUUAAAUCAACAGCAGAAACAUAGGUUUUUGUACAUCGAAACUUGAUGGCAUUGAGUAUUUUUAUCAUUCUAAAUUACUAUAUAACCAUUAAAAAAUGGUUAAAACACUUAUGAAAUAAGAACAUUAUUACCAUUUGCCCCUAGAAAGACGUUUGUGUUACUGUGGUUCAUGUGUUGGGCUGGCUUCCAAUUGGAAUUGUCAAAUCGUCCUUUUAUAGUUCUGAUAUGAACCCUUUUGAUAUCAAUGCCAAUUCAAGCCAUUGGCGAUUUUCCACUGUAACAAGGUUUCAGCCCUUACUCAAUGCCCUCUUCAAACUGGAACAUUGUGUUUGCUGAAGCCUUUAAUCUGCAUUUCAUACUGGAGGCGCAUUUCACCUGGAGAACGCAACAGGAAGAUCAAUAAAAAUGGGGCUGCUGGAAACACGAGGGUAAUUUGCCCUGACGUAAAUUAGUAAACUAAAUAAAGCUACAUUGAUUAACAGAGUGUAAAUAAAAAUGGCUAUAAAAGACAUGGCUUAAAAAAGGAGCUGUCCACAUCCUAGGUUUCUAAUCGUAUGUUUACUUGUUCCUGUUUUUAACAAACAUGUAUUUGUGAGAUGUGAAAAGCAAAAUGAAAUGUAGAAACCCACACCUUUUUAUCCUGUCGCUGGGUGCCACCAUCUUAGCUCCCUGCCAAUCAUUGUUUUGAGUUCUGUCCUUUGCACUUGGCAUACGGAGAAGAAGAGACAUUUACCAAUGUUUAUAUUUGUACGUUUAAAUGACAGUUGUCGCCACAAAACUAUUUUAAUAUAAUAAUCAUUUUGAAAGGGUGCCAUUUUUAAAAUUCGGUGUAUAUAUUAAAACAAAAUGAGAACAAUUCAUCCCUACAGUAUCCUUCAUCCUUAUAUAUGUCCCUUGAGUCAGACAGAGUUUGGAAAUAGUUGGACUCUAUGGUCAUCCCAGCAUCAGUCCCGGCACAGAGUCCUUGAAGACCAUAGAGACUACCUGUUGGGUCAAAUACUGUCUGACCCAAGAUGCAUGUAUAUGGCUGAAGGAUCGUAUCUUAUAGGGAAUGUUUACAUAUCCUUCAUUAAAAAAAAUACCAAUGUACUUUCAAAAUAUACUACAAUAGUUUUGAAGACACGCCUGUCCUCUAAUUUUAAAGUACUUUUGUCUUGUCAGAACUGAAUUAUGAUGUUGUUAAAUCUUUAAUGUAAAUUUAAAAGAAAAUAGAGUAUUUCAUUAAAAAAAAAGGUUAACGCAAGUUAUAGAUCAUUUUCAAUGUCCUAUUCAAUAAUAUAUAUUCCAGAUAAGUUACUUUCAACCUGUAUAACUAUAAUUAUUAUUGAGCCGUAAAUGUAGCCGUGCAUGUUAAACCACCUGCUUGUUUGAAAAUACUUCUGUUCAGAGUACUGCACCACAUCUUAAAAAAAUCUUUCAAAAAAAUGAACAUCCCUUUUUUUGGGAAUCACUGCAAACGCGUAGGGACAUAGAAACCAUUAGAAACCUAUUUGAUCUCUGGCUAAUUUUAUUUUUGCAAUUGCAAUGAGGAAUCGUUUGUUGUGUGUCUGGUGGAUUGUAUAUUGACAUAGCUUUCCUCGUUAUUACAGCAUGAUUAAUGCAGACUUCUGCACCGGGGCUGUCCUCAUCUCCUUUGGAGCCGUUUUAGGAAAGACCAGUCCUGUGCAGCUGAUUGUGAUGACCCUGUUUGAAGUUACCCUUUUUGGUAUUAACGAGUUCAUCAUUCUUAGUAUUCUUGGGGUAAGUAUUCACGUGAUGUGUUGGAUAUUCAAACCUUUGGUAUUAAAUGUACAAAUCACAAGAAUAUCAUAUACGACAUCUUUUUGAACAAACUUACUCUGAGACCCUUCCCAAGUUCCAUAUCUUUCAAUUCUUGCACCUUAUUGUAAACUCUGCUGAUGAUUUUGAUUUUUUUUUUUGUUUCCUUUCUCCAGGCAAAGGAUGCCGGUGGUUCCAUGACCAUUCACACUUUUGGUGCAUAUUUUGGACUUGUUGUGUCCCGGGUUCUUUACAGACCUCAGCUGGAAAAGAGUCGAGCCAGGGAGGGCUCUAUUUACCACUCAGAUCUCUUUGCCAUGAUCGGUUAAGUAACUAUAAUAAAGAAUAGUAUUAAAAUGUGCGCGAUUGGAUGCCAGCCAGGGAUCUAUGUUCACAAACACAUUAGAUCAUAAUUAUAGUUUGAGAUUUGCUUUCUAAAGCUUGAUAUUUGUUUGGUCACUCUUUGUAGUGUUCGGACCACCCCUCAUAGUGGAAUGGGGUAGGAAAAACGUUAAAUAAUUAUUAAACUGGAGGAGAGAUUUUUUUCCUUUCUUCUAAAGAGUGGGCAUUAUAUGUAAUUUAUACCUUGCUAAUCUACUAAUGCAAAUUAAAUGUAUUUCUUCUUCAAAUAAUGAGGAUCUGUUGCUUUUUCACAUGUAGGAACGAUAUACCUUUGGAUGUUUUGGCCAAGUUUUAACUCAGCUGUCACCGCUCAUGGGGACGACCAACACCGCACUGUGCUAAACACCUACUACUCUUUAGCUGCCUGCACGUUGGCUACCUUUGCUCUAUCGUCAAUGUUAAACGGAGAAGGCAAACUUGAUAUGGUAAGGAGACUAUACCUCUUCUUGGUAGAUCUGUUGGUCUACCCAAAGCUGGCAAGCAGGGAGAGGACUAGUCAAGAAAGAACAAGGAAAAUAUUAGAAUUUUGCAUGGUUGACCUUUGAUAUUUUCCUUGGAAUUUCUGAUGCUUGUUCAUGCGACCGUUCAGCCAAAUAUUGUCCAUGAGAAAACAUUCAAGGAAACAUUUGGACAAACCAACAAGGGUCAAUCAUUGUACUGCAAAAUAUACAUGUAAUAGAAAUAUUAUGUAUAUAUUUUGCAGUACACUGAUAGGUGCAUUUUCCCACCCUUUGGUUCAAAGGUCAAGUGAGAAAUAGUAACUAAUUGUGGGAAACAGAGGAGGAGCAGGAAAAAAACAACUAUAUAUGUUAUAUAUUAUAUAAUUUCUCAAAUGUAUAAUAUACCGUAUAAAAAAGAAAUAUAGAGAUUUUUUCCCCACUGUUCCUUGCUCCUUCGUCUUGCUGGAAGAGCAUCGAAAAUGGUAAUCUCUACGUAUACACUGUCUUCACCUUUGUUCUUAUUGACCCAAGAAACAAAGUCCGAAAGAAAACCAAGCUACAAACCUGAAAACACAAGGUUUGGAAUAGUCCGUACACUAAAAACACACAGCUAACUAUUGGUUUCUAGAUGUAAGCUAGAUUUUAGCUGAAGUGCUGAUUAGGCAAAGCAGGUUAACAAGAAAUAUAGUACUAUAGUCUCCACUUAAUUAGCUUUUAAAAGCUCUUGCAUCACUUGACAAAUAUUUUUUAAACCAGCCGGCAAACACUUUUAAACAAAUAUACAAACCAAAUGUGAUCACAUCUUAGAAAAGAGUGCUAAUGUUAUAAAUGGAGAUUUAAUGUUUGAAAUGGAGUUAUUGAGCCAGUUCCAUGAAAUUCUGUGCCCACAGGUUCAUAUCCAGAAUGCAGCGCUGGCAGGUGGUGUCGCUGUGGGUACGUCAGCCGAGAUGAUGUUGACUCCCUUCGGUGCUAUGAUUGCUGGAUGUCUCGCUGGCAUUAUCUCAGUCCUAGGAUACAAAUUUUUAACGGUUUGUUACUGUUUUAAUGACUCUCCUCAAUACUAGGAUCUUGUCUUUGUCUUGUCCUUUUUAGCCCAAUAUCUACACGUAGGAAGGAAAUAUACAAAUGAAAUACAUCAAUUUUAAUCAUUUUUUUUUUUAUUGGCAUACAUAUUCACCUGCUGUUAUUAAAAAAUGCUAAAGAAAGAAAGAAUUUUGGAAGCAGAUGUCUUCUAAGGUAUGGUGGACAACUUAUCCACUACCUUGCUGGUAGUGUGCCUUUCUUACAUAUUAAGAUGUUACAUUAUACUGCAUUACACCUAGAUUUUUAAUUGCUGAAAGAAACCAUGAUCCCCAGCCAAUGUGCCCACCAGACACUACCUUAUAGUCCCCAUGGAUGCCCAGCAUACGCAGCUUAGCUGGUGCUGGUGCUGGUAGACAAUUUCUUUAUAUAUAACUUUCUAGAAUGUGAUACUCAUAAUAACCAGUCAUGUGGCAUUUACCUACUCCAUGUCUAUCGGGUCCAUGGAGGCUCAAGAACUUCUUAUGCCCUGCAAUGACAGUUUUGCCUACAGAGCUUGUGGGUCAAGCAGGAGAUCUGUAACCAGUGGCUUUCUCUCAGCCAUCUAGAACAGACAGAGGCAAGAAUACAAGGUAUAAUUAUGUGCCACCUCUUCCUGAAGCCCUAUGUUGCUAUCAAAUCAGGGAAUAGAUACCUGUAACCAUACUGUAGAUUAAAAUCCAACUUUGAUACAAAUUAUUAUUAUUAUUUUAUUAUUUAUAUAGUGCCAGCAAAUUACAUAGCACUGUACAAUGGGUGGACUAACAGACACGUAAUUGUAACCAGACAAAUGAACGCACAGGAACAGAGGGGUUGAGGGCCCUGCUCAAUGAGAAUGAGAAGAUGCUGUUGAUGACCAACAGUGUCAAAGGCAGCAGAAAGAUCAAGGAGAAUUAGGAUAGUGUAAUGGCCGUGAAAUUUAACAGCGACUAAAUAAUUGGAUACUUUGGUCACAGCUGUUUCAACAGAGUGACGAGUGCGUAAUCCAGACUGAAGCUGGUCAAGCAGAGAGUUGGAUUCGAGGAAUCCUGUCAAUCUUGCAUACACAACUCUCUCAAGGAUCUUGGAGGCAAAUGGCAGUAGCAAUAUAGGGCGGUAGUUGGAUGGGGAGUUGGGGUCAAGGUUGGGCUUUUUUAUAAUCAGCAUUAUGGUUGCAUGCUUGAAGGGUGAAGGAAAUGUGCCAGAGGAAAGGGAGAGAUUGAAAAUUUUAGUGAGAAGAAAAGCAAGAGCGGGAGACCGAGUGCAGAUGAGAUAUGAGGGAAUAUGAUCGAGGGAAUAGGUGGUGGGGCGGGAGGACCGGAGCAGAGCAGAAACCUCUUCUUUUGUAGUAGGUGCAAAUGAGUAUAGAACAGCAGAGGGAGUGGGGUUGGGUGAUGUAUUGAAAGGGGAGGAAGAGAGGUUAGAGAUCUCUUUCCUGAUUAUAGAAAUCUUCUCAGUGAAGUGAGUUGCAAAGUUUGAGGUGGACAGGGUGGUAGGAGGAGGGGGAGAAACAGGGCGAAGCAGAGCAUUAAAAGUGUGAAAUAGUUGUUUGGGUUUGCGAGAGAGUGUAGUUAUGAGGGUAUGGAAGUAAUUUACUUCUGCAGAGGAAAGAGCCAGAGUGUAGGAGCGCAGUAUAAAUUUAUAGUGGAGGAAGCCAAGUGCAGAGUGAGACUUUCUCCAACCGCAUUCAACAGUUCUGGAGAUAUCAGGUCAGCUUGGUGUGCCAGUGUUGUAAUUGGGAAUACUUGCUGCGUUUAACUGUAGGAGGUGCCAUGAUGACAAGCUGAGAGGAGAGAGUGAAGUUGUAGAGUGAGGUUGCAGAGUUAGGGCAAGUGAGAUUUGAGAUGGGUAAAAGGAGAGUUUGGAGUUUGGUGGAGAAAUGCUGGAGAUCCAGGCAGUGGAGGUUUCUGUCAGACUGGAGAGUUGAGGGUGGUGAAAUUUGGGUACGGGAUAUGCUGAUGUCAAAGGUUAGCAGAUGGUGGUCAGAUAGAGGAAAUGGAACAGUGGAGAGAUUGGAGGUGGUACAGAGAUUGGUGAAGAUGAGGUGAAGAGUAUUUCCUGCUGUAUGAGUUGCUGAAGUAGACCACUGUGUGAGGCUGAAGGAGGAGGUUACAGAGAGCAGAUGGGAGGCACCAGGGCAGUUGAGGUUGUUGAUUGGGAUGUUAAAGUCCCCAAGUAUGAGGGAAGGAGUGCUAGAGGAGAGAAAGUGGGGUAGCCAGGAAGAAAAGUGUUCAGUGAAUAGCCUGUAAUGACAAGGGGGGAGGGGCGAUAGGUGAUGGCAAAAUUGUUAAAGAAGUGGGCUUAAAUAUGCGGACAGUGUGAACUUCAAAGGAAGUAAAGGAUAGUGCAGGGGCAGGGAGGAUAGGUUGAAAUGUUCAUUGAGGGGAGAGAAGGAUGCCUACACAGCCGCCUUUACAGUGGAGUCUGGGAGUGUGGGAAGUUUACAGCGAUUCUCAAUUGACCUUACAUUUGUUUUACUCUCUCAUGCAGCCAGUGCUGGACUCCAAGCUAAAAAUUCAAGACACGUGCGGGGUACACAACCUCCAUGGAAUGCCAGGGAUCCUGGGGGCACUUAUCGGUGUGAUUGUAGCAGCUGCUGCCACCGCAGAUAUUUAUGGAUUAGGGUAAGUGAACUUCAAAAUCGAUAUUUUCAGCAGACACUCUUUGCCCUCGUGAGACUUAAAACUUCAUCUUCUGAAUUGACUUAUCUAAGAAUUAUUUUGAGGUAACCAAGUUCCCCUGUUUUUUUUUUCCCAGCAUGGAAGACGUAUUCCCCCUAAUUUAUGAUGGUACCCGAACAUCUAAGUCCCAAGCUGUUUACCAAUUACUGGCCUUGCUAGUGGCUUUGGCUUUUGCUCUGAUUGGUGGCAUAAUUGUAGGUAAGUUGCCACCACAUACAUAACUGAACAAGUCGACACAAAACUAUUGUAAUAUAAUUAGAAUAUAAAAUUAAUGCUUAUUGGAUUUAGUUUAAAUCUUGUAUACAAUUCCUUGCUUCUACGCUAGAUUUAAAAAAAAAAUUUGUUUGCAAUCAUCCUUCGUCUGUUCCUUACAUGCCAGUAUGGCUUUGCAUAUUUGAUUUGACAUAUUUUGAUUUUUACAUUUGCCAACCGUUUGGCUAACAGAAUGCCGUGCCCUGUGAAAUACCACCAUUUUCCACAUAUCUACCAAAGGCCUACUUUAUAUAGAGAGAUUGUAACUAUGGUUCAUGAGUGCAGAGCAAGAGAAUUGUGUAGUAUCUGAUGCACAUGAACGUUUGCUAUAUAGUUUCAAACUUGUUUGUGAUUUAAUAUCCCCUGUCACUAGUAAGAUUUAUGGAAAAUGCUACUCCAAUUUAGAUCCGCGCAUUCGUGGCUGGGCCAUAUGGGCAGUUGGGGCAGCGUCCCCCCAGUUUUUGUUACAAAAAAAAUAAAUAAAAGAUAUCAAAUUUUUUGUAAGGACUAAGUGUGUUAGAAAAAUCAUGUUAUUUCCUGGAUGCACUAAUAGACCGCCGUAUGCACUGCCAUGUUGUUUGGUAACAGCAUUAGGGGUGUAGUUGAACCUUUUAAAGUGGUUGUUUCAAAAAUAAAUGAAUCUAUGGAUUCAUGGUGUUUAACAGGGCAUAAUGUCUCAUUGGCUCAGUUGAGUACAUGGGGCUCAGUUGAUAGAGACCAAUAAGUCGGGGGCAGUACCCCACCAGCUUCAUUAUUCAUCACUGGACCAAACAAUCCGUGGACUCCUCAAAGUAAUCUUUUUUUCUAUUCUCACAUCGAGGAGCAUAUGAUUCCACUUUUUGUAUGUUAUUUAUAUAUUCAUAUACAGAACCACGAAUCGUUGUAUUUCUUUUUGCACAUUUAAUGUCAAAAUGUAAAACCUUGAAUGGCUUACAUGUAAUUGCUGGGCGUGCCUUUGACCUUUGUAGAUCAGAAAUCAAAUUGGAAAUUCGAUAUAAGCACAAACUCUUUUUCUGACAGCAGAGGGCACUACAUCCCAAGCUAAAAAUGUACGGUUUCAAUUAAAAUAGUUAAAAAGAUCUUUAUAGAUAUUUAUUAGAGUUAUCGAUAGUACUAUUUCAGUUAUAUUUUUACAGAGUACCAGGUAUUGAAUUCUAACAAAAUACACAUUUUUAAGUAUCUUGUCGAAGAUGUAUGUAUGAAGUAUUUGAGUUAGGGGUUAGGUUUUCAGUGUUUUCUUAAAGCUUUGUUUUUAGUUUGACAAGUUAAACCAUAGUUGUCACGCUUCAGUAAAAUUGUGAAGCUGUACUUCUGCAAAUAUUUAACUGUCACCCUCAUUGUAAAAAAAAAAAAGAGUGCGGACAGAUUUUUAAAACAUUUUUUUUUUAAAUAGUCCGAAUUCCUAGUUCCUCCUCGACGUGUUCAGUCUGGUGGUGAACUUUAAAGGUCACAAACGUUUUCACUAUUGAGGCCCUGGCAAAACUUUGGUGAAGAGAAUCCCUCUAUAGCAGAUUGCAUAAUUUGUUUCCAAUUCUGCUCAGAGAAAAAAUGCUUAUAUUUUUUAUAGUUGGAUCAAUACGUAUUACAUGUUGUGACCAUUAUUUCAGCGGGCCGGUAAAGUUGUAGAAGUAGAAGAACCUCGUAAAAAAAAUCUUUUUAGUUAAGUGUAAGUUCACUAAUAAUAAGUGGAAAAGUGCACACGAGUAUAUUACUAAUACAGUUCUUAAAUUCAGAAUGCUGUUCCUUUAAUAAAUAAUUUUAAAGUGCCACACGUAACAAUUCAAUAAAGUGUGAUUGUUCAACAAAGUGCUCCUUGACAAAAGUGCAGAAACUAUAAAUAGUGCAAGCAUCCAUCGCUAACAAUUCUAAAUAAUUCCAGUUUAUUUAUAAGGUGCACAAAAUCAAAUAGUUCUACAGAUUUCGUCCACCUAAACCUAUGUUUGUUCUCCUAAUUUAACCCCUUAAAGACACAUGACAGAAAUAUUCCGUCAUGAUUCCCUUUUAUUCCAGAGGUUGUGUCCUUAAAGGACCAUUAUAGGCACCCAGACCACUUCAGCUUAAUGAAGUGGUCUGGGUGCCUGGUCCAGCUAGGAUUAACCCUUUUUUUUUUUUUUUUUAAACAUAGCAGUUUCAGAGAAACUGCUAUGUUUAUAAAUGGAUUAAUCCAGCCUCUAGUGGCUGUCUCUUGACAGCCGCUAGAGGCGCUUGCGUGCUUCUCACUGUGAAAAUCAUUCAAAAUUAUGAAUGCUUUCCUAUGAGACUGGCUGAAUGCGCGCAGCUCCUGCCGCGCAUGCGCAUUCAGCCGAAGAGGAGGAGAGGAGGAAGAGAGCUCCCCGCCCGGUGCUGGAGAAAGAGGUAAGUUUAACCCCUUCUUCUCCCCAGAGCCCGGCGGGAGAGGGACCGUGAGGGUGGGGGCACCCUCAAGGCACAAGUAUGUUUUCCUGACACUAUAGUGGUCCUUUAAGAGGAAAAAAACAUGCAUAAAGGUCUUGCAUUCAUUAGGGGGAAAUAAUUGCAUCUCAGAAUCCACAAGACAUUUAGAAACCACACGACCUUCUCCUGUGUUUUCUCCAAAACCCAACACUGGCAUUAUUAUAUCCUAAUACACGCUUCACCAUUAUGUAUACUAUAUAUAUACACACACACGUUCUCUAUCUAUUUCAUUAUAAGUAAUAGUUUAUUUUAUUUUUUUUGUAACGCAUUUGCGAAUCACAGACAAUUAUAUAUCCGUAUUAAACGUUGGCAAAGACAACGCAUUGAACGAUGUGAUAUUUAUGCGAAAGAAUUAGCAAUUGAAUCAAUGAUGCUACAAUGUAGGUGGUUUUCUUUCUUUUUUUUUCUCUGUUUUGUGUUUUUGUUUCUUCAGCUUCUGGGUGUUUAUUACCGUAUAACCGUAUCACAAUUAUCUCGGUUUAUUUCUCGCAGGCUUCAUUUUGACGAUUCCCAUCUUUGGUGCGCCAUCUGACGCUCAAUGUUUCGAGGAUGCCAUAUACUGGGAGGUAGGAUUACAAACACGCAUAGAAAAUAUAUGAGACAUCAGACGGUUUUCAGGGAGACCGAUAUGUAUUUAGGCCCCAAAUAAAUUUUAUUUGUCUCAACCAAACCCACUGUGGUACAGUCAAUAUCCAAAAAUUGUCACAAAGUAAUAGCAUGAUUCUGCUCUUUUCAGUACGUCCCGGGAUAUUUACUGUACUGUACUUUGGCAUAAUGUUACAUAAUUAUUAUUAUUAUUAUCAUUUAUAUAGCGCCAACAGAUUCCGUAGCGCUUUAGAAUAUUUUGAGAGGGGGGAUGUAACAAUAAAUAGGACAAUUACAAACAGAAUGAAAACUGUGAAGAGUCAUAUCUAUAAAGGAACCACAGCAACAUCUCAGUCUUAUUUAUUCUUAUAUGUAGUGAAUGUCCAAUAUAAACCAAUGGAUGAGUCCUACUGUAGGAGAGGUUUCAUAAUGUGCCUCUCUCUUGAGGUGAUACUGUGGCAUCUGAGAUUAUAUGACACAAAUAAAGGCAAAAGUUUUGCAUGAUACUUUUAGCAGAGGCACUUGAAAUAGCUCUUCACAUUUGAAUUGCAUUGUAAAAUUCAAUAAUUUAAAAGUGGCUAUAUGCUCAAGAUCCAAAGUUGGCCCAAAGUUGCUUCAAACAUUGUCAAAUCAUCUGUUUAUUGGGGGGUUUUUUUUUGUUUGUUUUUUUAUAGGUACCCGGUGAAGAAGGCCAUCAACAAAUGAUUGCUGUCAAUACAGAAGAUCCAGACCAACAGACAAAUGCAUAAUCCAAAAUGGCUUAAAAUAACCCAAGGGUGAUUCUUCUUGGCGAUUCUUCUGGGGCUUUCAACAGUAGCGUCUCUAUAUUCUGGUGCCAAACUAACCCUUAAAUGUGAACCCCUAAGUAUUAACUGUUAACACCUACCAAGGAACAUUCCAUUAGAGGAGAACUCUAGAUUUAAAAAAAAAAACAAAAACAACUUGCACCCAUUACGGUGCACUGGGCGGAACAAAAAUCUCAAUGUGUCUGUGUUAUUCUACUAUACUUUUUAAAAUCUUAAGCUUCUAUGGUCCAAGCUAUUAGUAUUUUUUUGUUGUUGAAAGGACUGCACGUUGUCUUCCUUUGUAUUGUAAAAUUGUUUACAUUUUCAAAAAUAUUGCGUUUGUAUGAUGGGCUUAGGGCAGCCUAAAGGCUGCUUUACAUUUUUGAUCUACGCUGUCCAUGUAUGUGAUUCUUAAUGGAUUAAUCAAUUUCUGUCGCCGGUCACUUCUAUUUUAAAAAAAUAUGGAAAAUCCAUAAGACACUUUGCCAAAGGGGCAAACAGAACACCGUGAACUCUUUGCUUUUGUAGUGCUAUGGAGCUUUGCAGAACAGGUCUAUGAGUGGAUUGGUGUAGCAUAACAUGGGCAUUAUCUCAUUUAAUACAACAUUUUACAGAACACGAAUAAACAGUAAUCAGGGAAGAAUGGUUCACAAAGGACCAAGCUGACCUGAGAUAUAUACUGAGAUAUCAUUUUGUAGGACUAUCCUCUCAAGGCCCAUUUGGCCUUUCUCGGAGUGGAGGAGGUGAACUGAUGAACUCCUUAGCAUUUGUGUGAUCGUAAAGGGAAACGUGUUUUAGCAAUUACACAAAUAUGAUCAAGUUGGUGAAGUUUCUUACUAGUAAACCAAAACGUGUGAGAACGACCUUGAACCAAGGACUAUUGUUAAAACACUGAGGCAAUGAACAGGUGUGAGGAGAAAGGAAUGUUAGAAGUAUUUCUUGUAUUUGAAUGUCUGGUUUCAGAAUAACUGCUCCCAAGUUCCAUUCUGAAGUUUUUAUUAGAAUGCGGUCGGAGGAUAAAUUGAGCAGUAUUGCAAGGACACAGCAGUCCAUCAAAAUAACACAAAAGGGUAUUUAUUUUGGAAACAUAGUAGCCAAAUACAUUACACCUUAACAUACAACUACAAACCCAGCAGGCGUGAUAGAAAAAGGAUAAAUUUACAAUGCUAUAUUUCAUCCAUUGCCAUAGAUGAUAAUGUGGUCUAUUCAGGAAUAAGGCUCGAUGCAAGUGUACUCACAAAGUUAUAACUUUGCUCGGAAUUCGGGGUGAGCUGACCAUCGUUAUCUUGAUUGUUCACUAACGUAACACCUGGUGCAACUAAGGUUACAGAAGAUCCCCCUAGUUGUAUUUCAUUAAUCACAAGAACUUAAUCAUGUUCCAUUGGAAGUCAUCUCCAAGCUUUGGAGUUCAUCAGAAUUUUGAAGGAACCCAAGGCGGUCAAAGUUCAUUUUUAGGAUGUUUAACACUGUAGCAGUAGCUUAGGGUGACAAAAUACAAAGGGAAUCAAAGUACCGACAGUGAAAAAGCAGAGUCAUGCUUAUAGACAAUGAAGACUCUGCUUGGUAGAACUUGGCUGUCCCCUGGGCAACUUGGUGAAAACGUUUAAUUGAUGUAUACGUUUACGUUCUGCACACACUGCCCACGGCUACCAGAUAUUUCCUAUCAACAAUAUGGGUGUCAUAAAUGAAGUAUUAAAGUGUAGAUCUUGGAGUCAUUUAGACUAAUAUUGUCACAGUUAUCUAUGUUAUAAUGCUCCUAUACCUUCCAAAUAUAAUUUAAAAAAAAUAAUAAUAAUUUUUAACUCAUAUUUUAAACUUACUUUUCAUCGUGUUGAAUAAAAAAUAAACAUGUUGCUUUAUAUUUACAUUACCUCAUUAUCACUGUCAUUAACCUUUUUUUAUAAUGAUUUUAUGAAUUAAGUAUAUAUAACCAUCGUGGAGACAAUUAUGCACCCAGAAAUGAACAAUUUUAAAAAUUCAAUUAAAACACGACAAGAGAGAAACCGUUUUAUACAAAUUUACUGUGAAGCUUAAAGCUCCUCCUCUUUUAUGGAGCACGUUGAUGAUUUAAAAUAUUUUACAAACCGGACGAGAUUUUAUUAAGCAGUGUACAAUGUUGUCAUUGUCAUUACCCAGACUCCUCCGGGUGCUGAAAUAUCACAUUAGAUCUCUUGAAGUAUUUUAUGCAUGUAACUUUAACAAUCUAAACUUUUGUACAUUUUUCAUUUACCCCAAAACUAAACCGUGCGUUUUUGUUGUUUUAUUGUUCACGAUUUUGAGAUUUUUAUUUUUUUAUUUGUUAGUUUAUUUGAAUAUUUUUUUUUUUUUGUUAAGUACAAACUGUGCAUAUAUGAAAUGGCAUACCUAUCAAUAGAAAUAAAUACCUGUACACUAUU
Molecule: messenger RNA, 28109 nt
Organism: Pelobates cultripes (western spadefoot toad)
Lineage: Eukaryota; Metazoa; Chordata; Amphibia; Anura; Pelobatidae
Source: the annotation of a GenBank genome assembly